Molecule: messenger RNA, 1089 nt
Organism: Meleagris gallopavo (turkey)
Lineage: Eukaryota; Metazoa; Chordata; Aves; Galliformes; Phasianidae
Source: RefSeq, a predicted model, not a curated record
AUGCGGCAAUGCAACAAGACCUCCAAUGGGAGCGACAGCUGUGACCUGAUGUGCUGCGGCAGAGGCUACAACCCCUACAUGGACAAAGUGGUGGAGCGGUGCCACUGCAAAUACCACUGGUGCUGCUACGUCACCUGUAAAAAAGCUCUGUCCAAGACUCCUUCGGCUUUGGCCCUGAAUCAAACCCAGCACUGCAAGCAGCUAGAAGGCCUGGUGGUUUCCCAGGUGCAAUUGUGCCGCAGCAACCUGGAGCUGAUGCAGACCAUCAUCCAGGCGGCACGGGAAGUGAUAAAGACCUGCCGCAAAACUUUCUCAGACAUGCGGUGGAAUUGCUCUUCCAUCGAGCUGGCUCCUAACUACCUGCUGGACUUAGAGAGAGGUACAAGGGAGUCAGCAUUUGUGUAUGCCCUUUCUGCUGCUGCUAUCAGCCAUACCAUUGCCAGAGCCUGCACCACCGGGGACCUCCCUGGCUGUUCCUGUGGUCCCAUCCCAGAUGCUCCCAUGAAGAUGAAAAAAUCAGGAUCACAAGCCAAUAAACUGAUGCAUCUGCACAACAGUGAAGUAGGGAGACAGGUCUUGAAAGCCUCUCUUGAAAUGAAAUGUAAGUGCCAUGGAGUUUCUGGGUCAUGCUCUAUCAAGACCUGUUGGAAAGGCCUUCAAGAGCUGCGAGACAUUGCACUGGACCUCAAAAACAAGUAUUUGUCAGCCACCAAGGUCGUUCAUCGGCCCAUGGGCACACGCAAAUACCUCGUGCCAAAGGAUAUUGAUAUCAGACCGGUUAAGGAGACAGAGCUGAUUUACCUGCAGAGCUCGCCUGAUUUCUGCAUGAAGAAUGAGAAAGUGGGGUCACAUGGGACCCAGGACAGGAUAGGAAAAUGCGUAUUGCAGGAGUCCAUUUAUCCUGAGCAGGGUGAGAACAGAGAUUGUGAGCCUGCCAGGCAAGGAUCCAAGGAAAUGAGGCUGAGUGAGGACUUAGAGGAGCGAGAUAUUAAGGCAGGAGGGGAUGACUUUCAAAAGGCACCUGUCAAGAAGUGCUCCUUAUUGUUGGAUGUGCAAGGUGAUGAUGACUGUGAGAGGGGAGGAGGGUGA